This is a messenger RNA of Vairimorpha ceranae, 981 nucleotides long. RefSeq names its product gtpase-activating protein. Bases 1 to 981 code for a protein of 326 amino acids. The record is from RefSeq and is a predicted model, not a curated record. The transcript has a single exon. NCBI's taxonomy places the organism in Eukaryota, Fungi, Microsporidia, Nosematidae.
AUGAAAAACACGAAUAAUAUCUUUGUAAAAUAUAAUGGGAAAGAAGAUACACAGAUAUCAUAUUGUAAAAAUAAAAUAUUAUGUAUUGACGAAUAUGGAUUUAUUACUGAUAAAUUUGUAAAUUCUAGUGUAUCAGAACAUUCUCUUAAAAAUCAAUGGUAUGAGAAAAUUGAACAAUAUGAAGAUAAUUACAAAAAAUACUUGAAAAGUAUAAAAAUUUUAAGAUUGGUUCGUCUCGGAAUACCAUUAACCUUGAAAAAUACAAUAUGGAAGAUUUUUGUACAUAAAGAUUUUUUAUAUAACUACAAAACACUUAAAUCACAGGAAAACGAAUACGCGCACCAAAUACACGUAGACAUUCAACGCACAUUUAGAACGCACUAUCUGUUUACUAAAAAGUAUGGUCGGGGACAAUCAGAAUUAUUUAAUAUUUUAACUGCAUUUGCUAAUUUUAUGCCAUCAAUUGGCUACUGUCAGGGGAUGUCUAAUAUUGCAGGUAUAAUUUUAAUGUACUUUCCUGAAGAAGAAGCAUUCGAACUGCUAGUCAACAUUGUACAAAAAAAUAAAUUAGAAACACUUUUUGAUAAAUCACUAAGUAAAUGUAAUAAAAUCCAAUUAUUACAAAUAGAACUAUUUAAAUUAAUAAUACCUGAUGUUUUAACACAUUUAGAUGAUAAUGGUGUAGAUUUAAGUAUUUAUGCUAUUGGCUGGUACCUAACUCUUUUCACUAGAUUUAAUAUAAAAUAUGUUUUAAGGUUCUGGGAUUUAUUUUUAUAUUUAGAUUUUUCAAUAUUUUUAUUUAUUGCUGCUUCCAUUCUAAAGUUCUUUAGUAAUUUUAUUUUUAAAUUAAAAGAUGAACAGCUAGUUGAGUUUAUGGGUAAAAUAGAUACAUUUGAGAUGGAUAUAGAUGAAAUUAUUUUUAAUAGCGUUAAAUAUGCAAAAAAGUUUAAUUAUCUAAAUUAUAAAAAAAAAUUAAAUUAA